ACAAUGUGCACGGACGUAGCACAUUUCGUAACACAUUUAACGUAUUGAGUUGAGUUGAGCAAAAUCUAUAAUCUGAUCACUUGACUGUCUACUUAGACGAAGCGAAGAUAUUAUCGAACGUAGGUAUCAUCUACUAGCUUACAACUACGUAAACGUUUUUGUAGCUGUCCCUACGAAGAUUAAUAGUACUAGUAGUAGAGGCUCUGUGAGCAGUAGACCUCGCGUCAAAAUAUAAAAGUAAAAAAUGGUUAAAUCGUUGAGUAGAUUAUCACAGCCCACUUUAGUUUGUUGCACCAUAUACUUUGUGCCAAUUACCGCAAUUAUUUUGAAAAAAAAAAAUACAGUAAAAACUAUACGACAAAAAUUAUAUGUCACUAUCGAACCUGCUCAAAAAGCUCAGUAGAGGAGGACAGACGGCCAUAAACAUUUUUGCCGAAGCUGAAACGGAGACCUUCCUUUUCGCUCGGUCACUUACCAAAUUAGAUAGGUACAUGAAAAAAGUAAGUUAAAAAAGUAGAGACAGAUAGGUAAGUACUAGUGUGGGUUACAAGUUAGUACCUAAUCUAUAAAAUAUAUGACCAACCGCGGUUCCUCUAUAAUCUUUUAGUUCCUUGGGGAAUAGCGUGUCUAGAAGGCAUCUAAGUUCGAUACUUGGUGGUCCCGCGUGGUUUUCUUUUCCAUAGUCUAUAAGUAUGUAAGUAAUUGAUAACAACGCGACAGAGACUCACAAAAAUGUUGCCGAUAACUCAUUAGGACAGCAGCUGUGACAGUAUGUAAAUACCUAUAGAUACAGCUUAAACAUUAGUAAAUAGGUACAUUGUAGCUAAUCUAUCACGCGUGGGUUACGGUCAGAGACUGAUAAGUUUCAGUAUCGUUUGAACCUUUGAAGCACGUAGACGCGCUAUCUACAUGCGAACACUGAACCCAAAUACGCGCCAAACAUAAUAAAUAAACUUUUAAAAUGAGUGGUCAUUAGUGAUAGUGUGAUUUGUUUAACAAAUCAGUGUUGUGGCAUUUGUUGUCCGACUGUCCGGAGGAGGCGUGAGCGAUGCGCGGGCGCACGCCGCGUUGGCGUUGCGUGUUCGCGGUCGUGUGCGCGCUGCUCGCUGCCGCCGGCAUCGCCAUCUCGCUCACCUGGGGCCGGGUUUUCGACUCUGUGGUGGCGCGACAAGUGGCCCUGGUGCCUGGGUCCCGAUCAUUCCGCGAGUGGGAGGCACCGUCUGUGCCACUCUUCAUGGAUGUGUACCUCUUCAACUGGACCAAUUCGGAAAAUUUCCCACAGGAAAAGCCUCACUUGGUGCAGUUAGGUCCAUACCGCUUCAAAGAGCACCGGCAGCACGUGAAUGUGACGUGGCAUGUGAACAACGGCUCGAUGGCCUAUCGCACCCUACGGAGCUGGCACUUCCAACCCUCCAGCAACGGCAGCCUCGACGACAACGUAACCAUGCUCAACAUCAUAGCUGCAUCAGCGAUCUACCGCGCUCGAGACUGGGGCUUCUUAGAGCAGAAGAUGCUGUCCAUGUCGCUGGCCAUGUUCGGGCAGCACAUGGUGGUGUCGAAGCCGGCUCGGGAGCUGCUGUUCGAGGGCUACGAGGACGCGCUCCUGGACGUGGCCAAGACCUUGCCGGCCAGCGCGACUGGCGGCGCUCCGCCUGUUGAUAGAUUUGGACUGUUCUACGAAAGGAAUAACUCUAUCACGACCGAUGGCUACAUGGAAGUGUCCACAGGGGUGGAUAGCGGCACUCUACCAGGUCAGGUGCUGCGGUGGAACUACGAGGACUAUCUGCCAUACUACACUGGGGAGUGCGCCAAGAAUCGAUACGAUAGUAGAUUCUUACGGGAGAUGUUUCUAUACGCGACUCUAAGGCGUUCAAGCAUCAAGGGAUGGAAUGGAAAAACUCGCACAUAUCUGCUGAAGGGGAGCGCGGGGGAGUUCCUGCCCCGAGACCUGACGGAGCGCUCGGCGGUGACGGUGUUCGUGCCGGACCUGUGCCGCUCCAUACAGCUCACGCACAAGCUUAGCGGAGAGCUUGGAGGCUUGCCCUACCACCGCUACUCUGUCGCGCCGGAGAGCUUCGAUAACUCAACAUCCUCCCACCACAACACGUGCUUCUGCAACGGCGAUUGCUCGUGGGGCGGAGUCAUGAACGUGUCGGCGUGCCGCUACGGCUCGCCCUCGUUCAUCUCGCUGCCGCACUUCCUGCACGCCGACCCAGCGCUCGCGGCCGCCGUCUCUGGCCUGCAGCCCGACGAGGACAAACACUCCUUCUACUUCUCUGUGGAGCCGAAUCUUGGUGUGCCACUAGAAGUUGCCGCUAGAUUCCAGCUAAAUGUUCUAAUUGAGCCGAAUCCUAAUAUUGCGCUAUAUGAGAAAGUGCCAAAAAUGCUCUUCCCGAUUUUCUGGGUUGAGCAGAGCGUACAAACAGAAGCGAGCAUCAUCGAGGAGUUGGUGUACGCGCGCACCAUCCUGGAGUGGGGCGCGACCGUGUGCGCGUGCACAGCGCUGCUACUGCUGGUGCUGGUGGCGCUGGCCACGUGCUGCGUGCCGCGCCACAAGUACGCGCGCCCGGCGGACGGCGCCAUCAUCAGCGAGAAACCCAAGGACGAAGCUGAAAUAAAGCUGAAUAAUCUGUGAUAAAAUUGCCUAGGUAUUUAGAUACUGAAUGUGACUCUCAGUAUUGUCACUCGCAUAUGGCGCUAAGUUCCGGUUCUCGGUCUAGUCUCGAAGACUGAUUGAAAGACAUUUUGUGCGUUCCGGGAAAUGAUAGCUGCAAGGCGGGAGGUGAUUAUAUUUUUAUAUGAAGUUACAAGCGUAGAGUGUUCAACUGACAAAAUGUUACCAUUUAAUAAGUUAACAUACUUCACAGAUUAAUAUAUUUAUUACGUAUAUGUA
Molecule: messenger RNA, 2893 nt
Organism: Cydia pomonella (codling moth)
Lineage: Eukaryota; Metazoa; Arthropoda; Insecta; Lepidoptera; Tortricidae
Gene: SCRB4
Product: protein peste-like
Exons: 11
Coding region: 1049-2635 (528 amino acids)
Cellular component (GO): cytoplasm; membrane
Molecular function (GO): scavenger receptor activity
Source: RefSeq, a predicted model, not a curated record